Microbotryum saponariae is the source of this 1281-nucleotide messenger RNA. The record is from the annotation of a GenBank genome assembly. Lineage: Eukaryota; Fungi; Basidiomycota; Microbotryomycetes; Microbotryales; Microbotryaceae.
AUGCCACAGACGAGCGCGUACGCCGAGAUCUGGCUCGACAAGAAGCAGAUCGUCGGCGAGGCCGUCAAGGAUGUGGAACCCAUGUAUGGCGAGUACUACUUGGUAAGUUGUAGCGGCUUGCCAAUAUUGAAUUCGGCCCUUCAAGUCGGCUGACCGCUUUCUCACUCACAGCCUCGCAAGUUCAAGAUCGCCAUUGCAGUCCCGCCGACGAACGAUGUCGAUGUCUACUGCCACGAUCUCGGUUACAUCGCCAUCCUCGACGCGAAUAAGGAGCUCCUCGGCUUCAACAUCACGAUCGGUGGCGGUAUGGGUGUCACCCACUCAAUGAAGUCGACCUACCCUCGCUUGGCGGACGUCGUCGGCUUUUGCACGCCCGAGCAAGGUCUCGAGGUCGCCAAGGCCGUCCUGACGACGCAGCGCGAUAACGGCAACCGUGCGAACCGCAAGAACGCGCGUGUCAAGUACACCGUCGACCGCAUGGGCAUCGAUGCAUUUAAGGCCGAGGUCGAGAAACGCCUCGGGUAUAACCUCCAGCCGGCCAAGCCGUUCGAGUUUACGUCCAACGUCGAUCAGUUCGGUUGGCAGACCGGCCACGACGGCAAGAAGCACUUUACCUGCUUCGUCGAGAACGGCCGUGUUCAGGAUGAGCCGGGACGACCUUACAAGACCGGUCUUGCUGCGAUCGCCAAGGCGCACAAGGGUGUGUUCCGCCUCACCGCGAAUCAGCAUCUCAUCAUCUCCGACAUCCCCGCCGAGGAGGAGAAGACGAUUCAGUCGAUUCUUUCCAAGUACAACCUCGACAAGGUCGAUUUCUCCGGCUUGCGCUUGUCGUCGGCGGCUUGCGUCGCGUUUCCGACAUGCGGUCUUGCCAUGGCCGAGUCAGAGCGAUACCUCCCCGCCCUGAUUGACAAAGUCGAGAAGGUGAUGGAGGAGGAGGGCUUACGCAACGACUCGAUCACGAUGAGGAUGACGGGUUGCCCCAACGGGUGCGCACGACCAUGGGCCGCGGAAGUCGCCUUUGUCGGCAAGGCACCGGGCACGUACCUCAUGUUGCUCGGCGGUGGGUACUGGGGUCAACGCCUGAACAAGAUCUACCGCGAGUCGGUGAACGAGGAAGAGAUCCUGGCGAUCUUGAGGCCGAUGCUUAAGGAGUACGCGCUCGAGCGCAACGACGGUGAACGCUUCGGUGACUUUGUCAUUCGCAAGGGUUACAUCACCGCGACCGAGAGUGGGAAGCAGUUUUACGAGGGGAUGGCUCCGGGGAUGGAGGUUGAAGCAUAA